Boleophthalmus pectinirostris (great blue-spotted mudskipper) is the source of this 1526-nucleotide messenger RNA. Its product is annotated as zinc transporter ZIP11. Gene Ontology annotation, molecular function: zinc ion transmembrane transporter activity. The record is from RefSeq and is a predicted model, not a curated record. The coding region runs from base 409 to 1236 and encodes 275 amino acids. The transcript is spliced from 10 exons. Gene Ontology annotation, cellular component: membrane. Lineage: Eukaryota; Metazoa; Chordata; Actinopteri; Gobiiformes; Gobiidae. Gene Ontology annotation, biological process: zinc ion transmembrane transport.
GACACGUGGACCGGGAAGUAGGAAGUAAAUAGUAGAGCUCCUGCAUUGCCGCUAGAAACAAGUCAACAAACCCCAAAUUAUAACACAUCCUUGCACGGUAGUAGUGUUAACGUGGGCGGAAAUACGUGAUAUCUUAGGGAUGCUAGGUUAGCGAUUAGUUUUAAAAGAUCGGAGUGGGAAUUGAGCUGUUUUAAUUCAUACGACAGAGACAGAAAGCAGCAUCAGCACACGAGUGGAACUUUUGACAGCAGGGCACCAUGCUGGAGGGGUACAGGCCCGGUGACACAGGCCCUGCUGGGGACCUUGUUUACAUGGGGUUUGACGGCUGCCGGAGCUGCGCUGGUCUUUGUCUUCUCCAGUCGACAGAAACGCAUCCUGGACGGCAGUUUAGGAUUCGCUGCUGGGGUGAUGCUAGCUGCUUCAUACUGGUCGUUGCUGGCUCCUGCGAUCAGCAUGGCGGAGGACUCGAGGAAAUAUGGAGAUUUUGCCUUUGUUCCUGUGGCGGUGGGAUUCGCACUGGGAGCCGCCUUUGUUUACUUCGCAGACCUCGCAAUGCCAAUGCUGGGAGUUGGAUCGGACCCCCACACCGCCUUGGCCCUCCCUCCCGACUUCAAGCUCCAGAAAGAAAGUGAACAUCAGCUGGAGAUGAGCAUCCGGAUAGAUAAAGCUGAAAAUGGAGAGGUGUACCAAAGAAAAAGAGGCUCACAUCCCACCAGCACAGACGUGCAGGAAGCAGGAAGCAAACAACAGGAAGUCACAGAAAGAGCAGGAGGCAGCUGGCGGCGCAUCCUCCUUCUUAUUCUCGCCAUCACCAUCCACAACAUCCCAGAGGGGCUGGCAGUGGGAGUGGGAUUCGGAGCCAUAGGAAAGACUUCAACAGCCACUUUUGAGAGCGCCAGAAACCUCGCCAUUGGAAUCGGCAUCCAGAACUUUCCAGAGGGUCUAGCCGUAAGCUUACCCCUGCGAGGAUCUGGUGUCUCUGUGUGGAAGGCCUUUUGGUACGGCCAGCUGAGUGGGAUGGUGGAGCCGAUCGCGGGGGUCCUGGGGGCCGUGGCGGUGGUCCUGGCUGAGCCUCUGCUGCCCUACGCUCUGGCCUUCGCUGCAGGGGCCAUGGUCUAUGUGGUGGUGGAUGAUAUCAUACCUGAGGCACAAGUCAGCGGCAACGGGAAGCUGGCCUCGUGGAUGUCCAUCCUGGGCUUCGUGGUCAUGAUGUCGCUGGAUGUGGGGCUGGGCUAAUGUCGCCAUGACGACCACGUGACGACAAUGAACUGACUCAAAAGGGACCAAAUACAAUGUUUACAUGGGAAACACUGGCUGCUUAUCAAUAAUAUUUUUUCCAAUUUUGAAGCUGGGACACUUCCAUUCUGUGAUUGUUUGAAGUGGGAAUUUUCAUAGUAAUCAUAUUUAAUAAAAUAUUUGCUUUUAGUCUAUUAUGUUCAUGUUUUUUUUUUAUUAUUAUUAUUAUAUGAACUUGUAAAGCCUUUUGGAUAAUUGGAUUCUACAAAUAUUAAAGGCUCUGUACCUGA